Molecule: messenger RNA, 621 nt
Organism: Mycotypha africana
Lineage: Eukaryota; Fungi; Mucoromycota; Mucoromycetes; Mucorales; Mycotyphaceae
Exons: 7
Coding region: 65-481 (138 amino acids)
Biological process (GO): negative regulation of Arp2/3 complex-mediated actin nucleation; actin filament debranching
Cellular component (GO): actin cortical patch
Molecular function (GO): Arp2/3 complex binding; actin binding
Source: RefSeq, a predicted model, not a curated record
AUGCUUAUCCAAGCCCUUUUGCUCUUUUACUUCUUCGUUCUCCAAAGACGAUAUUACAAUAGCUAUGGGUGCUUCUGCAACUUGCGACAUUGAUGAAGCUUUAGUCCAGAAAAUUAAAGAUUUCCGCUUUGCAAAAUACGAAAGUGGAAAUGCAGCUUUCGUUUUAAAAAUUGAUAAGAAGUCGCUAAAAAUCGAGGAGGAAGAAGUCUUUGAUGAUAUCUCUUUAGAGGAUCUUGUUGAAGAAUUGCCUGAAAAUACGCCACGUUUCAUUAUUUUGAGUUAUGGGUUAAAGCAUAGCGACGGUCGGACCAACUUCCCUUUACUAUUCAUCUAUUGGUCGCCUUCAACUGCCAAAGCAGAAAUCAAUAUGCUAUACGCCUCUGCAAAGACAUUCCUUCAAGAAAAGAUUGACGUGAUGAGAGGUUUUGAUAUCCGCGAUCCUGAAUCAUUUACCAGCGAAUAUUUGGAAAGUCAACUCUAACAAAGUUCUUAUUUCUUUCUUUCCCAAAUCUAUAUAUAAAGAAAAUUGACAAGAGUGAGUACUUCUCCCUUCUCUUUCUUUUUGUUUGGUGAAUUAUUUACCUGUAUGUAGCUUUCAGACAUAAAAAUCAUUUGAGGCAU